ACGAACAUAUGAUCUAGUUACUGCCAAGUUUUAUUGCAARGAUGUGUAAAGRACUAUAUAUGGUGAACUGGAUAUCGCUUUUGUGGCUUUUUACGGAAGCAGUGACCGCCAACCAUUGUUCUGGAAAUCAAAUCACCUGGAUCAAUAAGAAUAACAGUUUCGUUCGUUGCUCGCCGUGCCCCCCAUGUCCCCCCGGACAAGAAUUUUCGAUACCGUGUAAAACCAAAGUAUUAGAGGGAACUCCUGUUAGUUGUAAGAACUGUCCAAGGGGGAAGUACUCGACACUUUUCGACACCAAACCCUGUAUGCAUUGCAAGAUUUGCCAAAAACGCCACGUAAAAUCGAUGUGUACUUCGUAUAGAAAUGCAGAGUGCGGGGAAUGUCUGCCCGGAUACUACAAGAGUGAUGUAGUGUUUGUCUGUGUUGAAUGUGACAAGUGCUGUUAUGAUGACAAAGAUGUUGCACCUCCAGGAUGUCAAAAGGUUGGAAAGUGUAAACCUAGAUUACAUGGAUGUCCUUCUAGAUCUACGAAUGCAAUAGUCCAGGUGAAAACAGAGGAAGACGUCGUCCCCACAGCAUUCACAAACACGACAAAAAGGAUUAUGAAAGAGACAUCCCAUGCAUGUCCAACUCCCCCAUUUGCUCAUGAUAACACAGCACCAUCGAACAGGGCUGAGCAAACGGUGCAGGGGAUUCCGGACAAUAUCCAAUACAUAAUAGUGAUAGGCUGCCUGAGCGUAGCCUGCUUUGGUUUUAUAUGCGCGUUUACAUAUCUAAUAUACUACAAAGAAAAGCAAACUUACUCCUCAAUCCCAGCACUUAAAAAACGUACACUUGAGGAAUAUAAAUCUAAUCAUCCCCCAAAUGGUAAGAUCGAUGUAAUAACCCUUUGAUAAUGCUGAGAUCUGUUUUGCUCUAAUAASCAUGCAACAAUUUGUGAUGAUUCAUAUUUUAUUUUGGUCUAUACAAGCUUCCAUAUUAUGUUGUGCUGUAAUUGURUUUGAUGCAAAUUUUUUUUWAUAUAUUUUCAUUUUUUUAUAUUUUUUUUUUGUAAUUUGUUUCAAAAGUUUUUGUUCUAACAGCUAUUCUCAGUAAAAAGCUGAGUUUGGMUUGCGUCUGGGAUUCAAUUCCAUUUGUUUGUCAGAUUUUGAAUUCAAAUUCCAUGCAGGAAAUUGCGGGAMCAAAAAGGUUCCAUGCAAUCGUCAAAUUGACAAUUUUGUCAUUUCUGAAAGAGUUGAGUGCACUUAUUAUAUUCCUGAAUGAACUCUAACAGUCUUCCAAGAAUAGCUCUAGAGAUAAUCUACUUGUCACUAGUAGAAAUAAUUAUUAAAAAUUGGAUUUAUUGUGAUCAUAUCACAAUAUCUAGAUAGAUAUACGGUAAGGCUCUCUCUAUAAAACAUUGAUUGUAAAUUUAUCUACAGCUAUAGUAUAAUGCUUGAUAAAUGCUGAUCAAAUACGUUAAUUGAUAGUUUGAUAUAUUAAUAUUAAUCUAAUAAUAACUAAUAAUAUAAUAACUAUAAUACAGCAAAUGAUUACCAUUAAAAAGUUAUUUCAGAUGAAAAUAUAUCUUUUCACCUAGAAAAAUAUUCUAUAAAAUCUAGAAAUCCUAUCUACAUUUGGUUUGCUACUUGUAGCAAAGACGUUUCCCCGACAAACAAUUCGGUCUUUUCUUUCGCGUUGCACCAUGGGCUGCGAUCYGUCAGAUUUAUCUCACUAUUUUGAAAUUCACUGUACGACAAGUCAAUUACAUUAAAAAAUUCAGAAAAGUUAUAAAAACGACGCCAAAUUGUUUGUUAGGAAAUGUUUUACUUACAAGAAGGCAAUGGAAGCUUGUGAUUCUACAAAAACGGAUUAAAAAACAAAUUUAAAAAGUGUUCAGGGGUAGAUCCAAGAUUAGAUAUUAUUCAUGGAGAGGUACUUUAGGAGAGCCGGGUGCACACCAUAAAAUGGUCCAAAAGCCAACAAAAAUAAWUUAGGUAAAGUGUAUCAAAGAGGACAAUGUCACUCUCAAGAGGAMGUUGUAUCUCACCAACUARAUGGAUCCGCCCUGUUGUUUUUUGUUACACCCCCCAUAGAUAUUCUGGUUCAAGCGACAGGGCACAUUUGAAGAAAAGGCUUAUCAAGAUCACGAAUAUAUCAUCAUUURCACUGGAGCCUCGUCAGUCUUCAUUGAUUGAUUUAUSUCUCAUCGCUUCUGAACUAGAUUAUCAAAAGAGGGCUAUCAAACAGUAUAUAUACAGUCAAUAGUAUCAACUUGCAGUUUAAUAUUGCUACAGUCAAGAUAAUUCAUAAAUUGUUAUGAAUUUUUCCUUGGUCAUAAAAAUAAGGCAAAAACGUGAAGGUUUUGGUAAAAACAAAAUCUUAAAAACUGUACUUUGUUUUAGCAAAAAUUCAAAUUGUUGGUGAUGUUUGUUUCACAAUAUUGACAACACAAGUUGAUACCAAGAAAARCUAAGAGAGCCUUACGAACUGAAAACAAUGAUGAAAGUCAUGUCUUAUGACCCGUUWCCCUGUCCGUAGCUUUUAUUAGUUCUUCCACAACGAAACUGAGUUGAAUUGAAGAAAGUAUACCGAGAGAUACUUGCACGAGGGAACGCGAUGUUUUUUUAUGGCAAAUGACGAGAAAAGAAAGGUUGAAAAAAGACGAUUUCCUUUGGAAAUAGUUAUUGUGAAAUAAACCUUAAGAAGGAUAGGGAAGCGGGAYUUAAGACAUGAUUUGCAUCAAAAGUUUCAAUACAAGUGAACAUGCACUGACUAUAGACUAUUUGGAUCCCACCCCGAUCCCGUUUUUAUUGUUUGUCAGCCCACUCAAGGCGACCAGUCUAUAUCUCUCUACUCGAUCAUCUCGUUAAUGCUCUGAUAGCUCCUUAUAUUGAUGAAAUACGAAAAUGUGAAAAAAGUGAAGGCGGUUAUUUCUAACAAAUGCGCAUGCGCACCUACAGACUGCUAUCGUCCAAACAUUUUUAUCGUAAAAUAAAGAUAACAUUAUUGAAUGAGUAAGA
Exaiptasia diaphana is the source of this 3002-nucleotide messenger RNA. RefSeq lists its product as uncharacterized. Gene Ontology annotation, biological process: positive regulation of canonical NF-kappaB signal transduction; positive regulation of JNK cascade. Gene Ontology annotation, molecular function: signaling receptor activity; protein binding. The record is from RefSeq and is a predicted model, not a curated record. NCBI's taxonomy places the organism in Eukaryota, Metazoa, Cnidaria, Anthozoa, Actiniaria, Aiptasiidae. Bases 42 to 893 code for a protein of 283 amino acids. The transcript has 2 exons.